Molecule: messenger RNA, 882 nt
Organism: Brassica oleracea var. oleracea
Lineage: Eukaryota; Viridiplantae; Streptophyta; Magnoliopsida; Brassicales; Brassicaceae
Product: zinc finger BED domain-containing protein RICESLEEPER 2-like
Exons: 3
Coding region: 1-882 (293 amino acids)
Molecular function (GO): protein dimerization activity
Source: RefSeq, a predicted model, not a curated record
AUGGAUGAUGAUGAUACUUUGAACCUUAAUGAUGCCUUAGAGAAAAUCAGGGAAAGCGUGAAGUUUGUAAAGUCUUCAGAGUCGAGAGAACAAAUGUUUCAGACCUGUGUUGAAACUGUUGGGAGCAAGAAAGAAGUUGGUCUUGUUUUGGAUGUGGCAACGAGGUGGAAUUCAACAUUUAGGAUGUUAUCUAGAGCUCUUCCGUUGAGAGAAGCAUUGCGUAAUCUUUCUGAAGUAGAUCAGAGUUACAAGUGCUUUCCAUCAGAUUUGGAAUGGUCUAGAGGAGCACUCAUCUUGAUGGAUCCAAGGUUGAAGUUCGCUGUCUUGGAAUAUUGUUAUGACACCUUAGAUCCAUUAACAAGCAAGCGGAAAGUCGAUCAUAUCCGAAAGAAGAUAAAAAAGUUGUAUGGUGUAUACAAGAAGGAUCCUAAGAGCACUACUGCAAGCCCUUCAGAAACCAUAUUGGUGAACAGUAUACCUGCUGGAUAUGGGAAGUUUUAUGCAUUAUUUUCUCAAAAUGCGGGAACAAAAAAAUCAGCUUUAGAUGUGUACUUGCCUGAACCGGUUUUAGAUAUGGCUGCCUUUAAGACUUUAGAUGUCUUGAGAUAUUGGAAAAACAAUGUAAUACGGGUUAAAGAGCUGUCCCGCAUGGCGUGUGAUGUUCUUUCAAUUCCCAUUACAACCGUGUCUUAUGAGUUGUCAUUUAGUGCUGGAAGCCGUGUUCUUAGCAAGUUUCAGAGCCGACUUCUUCCAUCAAAUGUACAAGCUCUCAUUUGUGGGAGAAAUUUGCUGUGUGGGUUUGAAAUGACGUGUAAGUUUUCUGAUUUUAUACUUAGCUUGUACACUAGUUUGAUGCUUAACUUAAACAGCUUAAGACUCUAG